AUGGGUAGGAAAAUUACAAAUUCCGGCCUACGCAUGUAUUUUGUGUACAAUGUGUCAACUAAUACAUGCACUUGUACAAUUUUGGAUUGUCCACAUCCUGUACGGAGUGGAUGUCAUGCAAGGAAUUUGGAAAAUCAUGUCAAGGCAUUCCUCCAAAAUGAAAAUAAAGAACUUUUAAAAGAAAAGUCAAAAGUAUCAUCCUGUCAUAAUGAAUAUGAACCUUCAUCGAGCAUUGUAAAGGAUAGUAAUUAUUAUUUACAAAAUUUAAAAUACUUAUUAGCUAAUAUACAGCCUUGA
Macrosiphum euphorbiae (potato aphid) is the source of this 297-nucleotide messenger RNA. The record is from the annotation of a GenBank genome assembly. Lineage: Eukaryota; Metazoa; Arthropoda; Insecta; Hemiptera; Aphididae.